Messenger RNA from Durusdinium trenchii, 1024 nucleotides. Lineage: Eukaryota; Dinophyceae; Suessiales; Symbiodiniaceae. The record is from the annotation of a GenBank genome assembly.
AGCCAGAACUGUUGGCUUUGUAGUCCGGCCGGUGGUCCAAGAGCAACUCUGUCCUGGGUUGCUCGUGGGUUUCAAUCUACGUCAGAAGACGGCAGAACCGACGUCGGCUGCCAUGAAGAACGACGAUGAAGAGACCACCGUUCCGACAACUCCCAACAAUCCUGAUACCAUGCUCAUUGCGAGGCCUUUGAAGCCACGCCGCCUAUCCAUUGCGACCACAGCAAGCGGGUCCUUUAGUUGUUCGUUGGAUGCAGAUGGCGGUUGGGCCACGCCCCAAACCUCCGUCGGCCUCGAGGAGGUCGCGCUGACCGAGGACCGCCAGGACCGCGACCUGCGCGAGCUCCGCGACCUCCGGGUCGACCCACUCCGCGGAAACCGAGCUUUGGGGACGCCAACGGCAGGGCACGCGCCGGUCUCACCGUUCUACGAGACCUGGCCCGGUCCGCCGAAGACGAUGCCACCCAGCCCCGGAUACAUGCAGAGACCUCCGCUGCUCUCGAGUGGCCCCCCAACACCCCACACCGGAGACGCUUCGCAGCGCCGCGGCUUCGCUGAAGAGGAGGACAUCCUCACCGGCACGGCCCUCAAGUUAUUGGCCAUGCUCCUCAGCGGUCCUGCCAUUCCAGCCUUACCACCAUGUGGCUGCUAUGGUGGACUGUUGGUGUCCUCCGCCAUCUCGGAGGGGCUGGGAUUGCAGGCGGCGGAGGCUGCCAAAGCUGCAGCUGAGGGACAUGGAGACAAGCCCGUCAAGGUGCUUCUUCCACGCUACCCAGAUUUGCCAGGUCUUGUCGGGGAUCACACGAAACCUGCCAAGCUACCAGAUCCAGAUGCUCCAGUCCCAUCUGCGCCACCAACGCCCGGGCCAUGGCCUCCCACGCCGCCCGGGCCGCCCUUGGUGUUGCCACCCCCGGGUGCCGCGAUGCCACCGCCGGUGGUGCCUCGUUAGACUCGUAGAUCCCUUCCGCCGCACAGCACGGCCCUGCUCGGAUUGGCUCGGGUGAAGCCGCAGGGCGUCGGACAUCGG